UCAGAAAUCUAGACAGAAAAGGAGAAGAAACACACAAAGUUUGGAUCUUUUUUAUGUGGGUAUUUGCUAAAGUAUAAAAAAAAAACAGAGAGAGAGAGGGAGAAUGAAGAUACAGUGCGAUGUGUGUGAGAAAGCGCCAGCGACGGUGAUAUGUUGCGCGGACGAGGCAGCUCUCUGCCCUAAAUGCGACGUGGAGGUUCACGCCGCCAACAAGCUCGCCAGCAAACACCAGCGCCUUCUUCUCAGCUCUCUCCCCCCCAAAUUCCCUCCCUGUGACAUUUGCCAAGAGAAGGCAGCUUUCAUAUUCUGCGUGGAGGAUAGAGCACUUCUCUGCAGGGACUGCGACCAAGCCAUCCAUGAGGUUAAUACCCUUUCUGCCAAUCACCAGAGGUUCUUGGCCACCGGAAUUCGAGUCGCUCUGAGUUCUAGUAGUUGCAAUAAGGAAGUUCAUAAGAAUCAGUCUGAACCCUCUAACCAGCAGAACUUGGGGCCUUUGCCCAGCAAAGCUCCGACCCAUCAGCCCCUUCCAUGGGCGGCCAUUGACGACUUCUUCCACUUCUCAGAUCUCGAGUCCUCUGAGAAGAAGGAACAGCAGCUCAAUCUCGGGGAACUGGAGUGGCUUGCAGACGUGGGUCUCUUCGGGGAACAGCUUCAUCAGGGGGUUGUACCAGCAGCUGAAGUUCCCGAGCUUCCAGUUUCACAUUCGAACCACCUUCACUCAUACGGCAGACCCAUGAAGUCCAGUGCAUCCCACAAGAAGCCAAGACUCGAGAUCCGAAAUGAUGAUGAUGAUGAAGAACACUUCAUUGUCCCAGACCUUGGCUAAAGAACUAUCAAGAAGUAGUAAAAAACCUUAAGAUUAUGCAUGUCUAGACACUGGACAGUGUGGCUCGAGAAUGUUCUCUGUUCUUGUCUGAAUCAUAAUACACCUUUUGUAUCAUGUCUUGGCUGUCCAGUGUUGUUCAUACCUCCUGAACAUGGUAUUUGCUCUGUAGAUUUAGGCACUGUGGCUCUAUGUUAUGUCUUAGCUUUUGGA
This is a messenger RNA of Tarenaya hassleriana, 1036 nucleotides long. Its product is annotated as B-box zinc finger protein 24-like. Gene Ontology annotation, cellular component: nucleus. Gene Ontology annotation, biological process: regulation of DNA-templated transcription; photomorphogenesis. Lineage: Eukaryota; Viridiplantae; Streptophyta; Magnoliopsida; Brassicales; Cleomaceae. The transcript has 3 exons. The coding region runs from base 104 to 826 and encodes 240 amino acids. The record is from RefSeq and is a predicted model, not a curated record. Gene Ontology annotation, molecular function: zinc ion binding.